Molecule: messenger RNA, 1744 nt
Organism: Drosophila miranda
Lineage: Eukaryota; Metazoa; Arthropoda; Insecta; Diptera; Drosophilidae
Product: carbohydrate sulfotransferase 11
Exons: 9
Coding region: 303-1625 (440 amino acids)
Biological process (GO): carbohydrate biosynthetic process
Cellular component (GO): membrane
Molecular function (GO): sulfotransferase activity
Source: RefSeq, a predicted model, not a curated record
CCUCUGCUCAUUUCGUAUUUUGUAUUUUUCGCAUUUGAUUUCAUUCGUGAAAUGUGCGUCGUUCGGUGAUGACGGGCGACGGCUUGUGUUUGCCAUGAGCAACAUUUACAAAUAUUGUCGCCAACUGCAGGCCAAAUUUGCGGUCGCGUAGCCCCCGGAAAUGUCUCAUGAAUAUCAAUAAUAGAUAUAUAGUGUAUACUAUAUAUAUCCAAGAAAACCAAUCAACCAACCAAAGAACAACCAACAAAAAGAAGAAACGAUCCAAAAGAAAUCAGUUCCUAUGCAGCUACAUUCGAGUUUAAAUGAAAUUGAGCAAGAGCCUGGCAAAUUGUCGCACCAUCCGGCGAUAUUUGCUCAUCUUUACGGCCGUCUCGUUGCUGCUACUGCCCCUCUCUCUGGUCUACCUGGUGUGGAACGAGCAGCUGCAGAAAAUACGUGGAUUCGAGGCCUUUAAUGUGCAACAGCAGCAGCAGCAGCCGCCACAUCAGCAGCAGCAGCAACAACAGCAGCAUCAGCAGCAACAGCAACAGCAGCGGCAGCGGCAGCAACAACAGCAGUCGCAGGGGCAAACAUUUCGAUAUCCGGUGCUGCUGCUGAACAAGAACAAGAACAAGGAUCUGACCGUGGUGGCAACGGGCAAGACAAAGAACAAGUGGCGCUAUGUUGAUAAAGACAUCAAUCAGACACGCCUGCCCCUCAUUCCCGAGUAUGCCGUGCAGACACUUUCGCCGCAGGAAAUGCUUCAGGUGGAGCAGCGAAUGGAUCAGCGGAGGGAGCGACUGAAGGACAAGUGCUCGGCCUAUGGCCUGGAUGUGUUAGGUCACGACUCGUGGCACACCCCAAACACAUGGGAGUUUUUGGUCAACAAAAAGUAUCACAUUAUAUGGUGCAAUGUGUUUAAGGCUGCCUCCUCAUCGUGGAUGUUCAACUUCAAUGUUCUGGCCGGUUACUCACCCAGUUAUUUGCGCAAAACCAAAAAGAUUCUCCUGAAUCUGGCCAGAGAACGCUAUCCGCGAGUGACCCUCGACGAGCUGCGCGAGGCGCAGAAUGACUCGCUAACCUUUAUCAUUGCACGCAAUCCCUUUGAGAGGCUGUUGAGCGCUUAUCGCGAUAAGAUGGUGUUCGCCCUGCCCUAUUCCUUCCAUGACAAGCUGGGCCGCAGCAUUGUGCGCAAUUAUCGCAAGAAGCCUUCCCUGGUGGCCCGAGCGCCCAACACCAAGUAUCCUUCGUUUCCGGAGUUUGUCAACUGGCUGCUCGACCAGGUGAAGCGGGGCAGCUUCAUUGACAUGCACUUUGUGGCGGCCACGUCGUUCUGCACACCCUGUCUGAUUCGUUUCGACAUGAUACUGAAGUUCGAGUCGCUCACAGAGGAUCAAUUAUAUCUAAUCGAAAAGACUGGCCUGAAAAGGGUGAUAGCGCCCGUGUGGCGCAACAUGGGCAAAGGUGGCCGCAAGACGCACGAACUCCAGCAGCAGUUCUAUGCUCAGCUCACAAGGCACGAAAUGCUGGAGCUCUACGAGUAUUACAAAUAUGAUUUCGAGCUGUUUGACUACGAUAUCCAGGAGUAUCUACAGGUAGCCAGACCAGACGAAUCAUCCGGCAGUCCAACGGCCACAAAGAAUUAACCCAGCUCUAAAUUCGUAGAAUUUGCUAACGAAAUGAAUUAGUUCAACGAAAAUACAUAUUAGCCGUCACAGUACGUAAUUGCAAAUGUUGAUAAUACUGAAUGAAUACAAUAAUAAAC